UUCUAAACAAUAAAGUACAUAUGUUUUAAUCAGUGCUGAGGAAAUGUCAUCGAAUGAGGAACCGCAAGAAAAUACUAGUGACGUUCUAACAUCAGAAUCCCAAAUCAAUGUACAUGUUGCAACAUUGGAAAAAAUUGACAUUGAACUUCCUGGGUAUAUACAAUCAGACAAAUUGGCGUUCUACAUUGAUAAUGUAUUCACAAAACAGGAGUGUGAUGAGUUCAUUAGAAAAUCUGAAGAAAUUGGUUUUACAAUGGCUAAAAUUAACAUAGGCAGAGGCAGACAAAAAUCAGCUCCUGAAGUUCGUAAUAAUUCUCGGUGCUACAUCGAUAGUUUUGAAGAAAGUGAAAAUAUUUGGGAAAGAAUAAAACAGUUUGUGCCAAGAGUAUGGAAUGGACAUGAAGCAUUGGGACUUAAUGAAAGGUUGCGAGUUUUGCGAUAUGAUGAAGGCGAGUAUUUUGCUCCCCACUGGGAUGGUUCUUACCAGCGAGAUAACAAGGAACGCAGUUACAUUACAGUGCAAUUGUAUUUAAACGAGGGAUUUGAGGGAGGUGCUACAACAUUUUUACCAUUAGAUGACAGCUCAAGGAGUGUCAAAUGUAUUCCUAAAAUUGGUCGUAUCUUGGUAUUUCAACAUGAUAUCCUUCAUGAAGGUUCUGUUCUGGAAUCGGGAAGAAAAUACGCUAUUCGGACUGAUGUGAUGUAUUCUCCAGACAUCUAUGUUCGUGAUGAAGUAAAAGAUUAA
Messenger RNA from Saccoglossus kowalevskii, 745 nucleotides. RefSeq lists its product as uncharacterized. Gene Ontology annotation, biological process: peptidyl-proline hydroxylation to 4-hydroxy-L-proline. The record is from RefSeq and is a predicted model, not a curated record. Gene Ontology annotation, molecular function: L-ascorbic acid binding; iron ion binding; procollagen-proline 4-dioxygenase activity. Gene Ontology annotation, cellular component: endoplasmic reticulum. Lineage: Eukaryota; Metazoa; Hemichordata; Enteropneusta; Harrimaniidae.